UUGGACCCGCGCGGCACAAUUAGUGCCCGGCGUUGCUCUCACUCCGUAGGUGUUUUGCCAAGUGGGUUGUAGUUUAGAAGCAGCGCAGAAGUUUCGAAUGAGACUUGAGUUUUACAACAGUGAGUUUACUAUCGAGCGUCUUUGGCUUACAAAGUAGUUGGCUCCUUCUUGUGUUUUUCAACAUUCUAAUUCUUGUUUUUUGAGAGAAAGAAACAAAACAAUGACUAGUUCCUACUCCACGGCGAACAAGCAGAGUCUAGCUAAUAUUUCGUCUGGGGAGCGCCUGGUCGAUCCGCGACACCCAGAAAAUGGAUCGGAUGCCUUGGACCGGAGUAAACAUCUUCAGAACCCUCAUGUCAUCAAUAGUUCGAAUCCUUACCCUCUUCAUGGUUCAUCGAAACACACCUAUCAUCAACUCACAGGGGGCCAUACGCAACCACCUCAAGCGCCCGGGUUGACCCCCUAUCAUUACAUUCACAACCCCCAACUUGAGUUAGACUUGCAAUCUGCUGCGGGGUUUGACUAUGGCGCCGCCUUCGGGAACCCUUUCGAGUCCCAAUCGGCUAUGCAUUACCUACCAGAUUCGCAGUUUGUCGGCUAUCGUCCUGCUGACGCCUACGCUCUCGGUUUUGAAUCGCAACUUCACAAUUCCUUCGGCCCAAAUGGGAACUCAAAAACUGCGGCUACCCCUCAGUAUAGUUACGGGAGUCAUGCGAGCAGGUAUGGCAACCAGAGUUAUCCACCUAGCCAACAGUAUCCAGACACACAAUUGUUGCAACCGACCUUCGCCCACCCUUCUGAAAACAUGAACCCUUCUCGGACGGUCGCUGACUCAAAAGUCGGCUCUCGGAACCCACAGGAUUGCAACAGUAAUAUUGUUUCCACCAGUCCAUCCAGGGGUCAUGUUAUGACUCAUCAGGAAUACCAGCAGCCAGGAGCGGGCGACCCUGGAUUCAACAUGCAACUGUGUGCCCCACAGAACCCUUUUAUGUUUGCACCUUUUCACCCCACCUCCUACCCUUCUCAGAACGAACGCCUUACGGUUGGACCGACAGAAAUGUCGUCGAAUUCUCAGGCACCGAACGCGACUGGUAGUCUUGGUUCAGCGGUUGCAACGUCGGGAUCUACGAGCAGCAUGCGCCGGAAAAAUGCGUCACGUGAAACGACAGCUGCGCUGAAAACCUGGCUAUUUGAACACAGAAAAAAUCCAUACCCAACGAAAGGGGAGAAAAUCAUGUUAGCCAUCAUCACCAAAAUGAGCCUGACACAGAUUUCCACGUGGUUCGCUAAUGCCAGAAGACGACUCAAGAAAGAGAAUAAAAUGACAUGGACUCCCAAGAAUAAAACAAACAACAACAGUCAGAGUCACAAAGAAAACAAACUUAAUCACACUGCUGCGACAGAUAACAUAGAAGCUACCAAAUUGUCAACGGGCGAAAUAUUGGAGAAUGAAGCAGAUGUCACAUUCGAUUCGCUGGACUCAGAAUUAAAACUGGAAAACUAAGAAUAUAUUUCGACGUGAUUCAAAAAGAAUAACUUAUGUUUUAGAUAAUUUAGAUUGUAAUUUAAUUUAAUGAAUGUACAAUGAUUCCCGGGUGGUUUGAAAAGCAUAUAAUUUAAUUUCA
Symsagittifera roscoffensis is the source of this 1625-nucleotide messenger RNA. RefSeq names its product homeobox protein PKNOX2-like. The record is from RefSeq and is a predicted model, not a curated record. Gene Ontology annotation, molecular function: RNA polymerase II cis-regulatory region sequence-specific DNA binding; DNA-binding transcription factor activity, RNA polymerase II-specific. Gene Ontology annotation, biological process: cell development; neuron differentiation; regulation of transcription by RNA polymerase II. The transcript is spliced from 4 exons. The coding region runs from base 221 to 1504 and encodes 427 amino acids. Gene Ontology annotation, cellular component: nucleus. NCBI's taxonomy places the organism in Eukaryota, Metazoa, Xenacoelomorpha, Acoela, Convolutidae.